Messenger RNA from Mobula hypostoma (lesser devil ray), 1979 nucleotides. It is a transcript of the gene htr6, whose product is annotated as 5-hydroxytryptamine (serotonin) receptor 6. Gene Ontology annotation, biological process: chemical synaptic transmission; G protein-coupled receptor signaling pathway, coupled to cyclic nucleotide second messenger. The record is from RefSeq and is a predicted model, not a curated record. Gene Ontology annotation, molecular function: G protein-coupled serotonin receptor activity; neurotransmitter receptor activity. Gene Ontology annotation, cellular component: plasma membrane; dendrite. The transcript has 3 exons. Bases 84 to 1397 code for a protein of 437 amino acids. Lineage: Eukaryota; Metazoa; Chordata; Chondrichthyes; Myliobatiformes; Myliobatidae.
UGCAUGCGUCUUCCCUCGCACACUCCCUCUGCCCGGCUCUGUCCUCCGGCCAAGCAGCGGGACGGCUGCCAUUUGCCGUCCACAUGGAGAGGGCAGCGAGCGCCGAGGGAAACGCCAGCGAGCGUGAGGCCCAAGAGGGCAGCGCGUGGAUUGCAGCCUUUCUCUGCCUCAUCAGCAUAGUGACCGUCGCUGGCAAUUUCCUUUUGAUUUUGCUGAUCUUUACGCAGCGCUCCCUGCGCAACACUUCCAAUUACUUCCUCGUCUCCCUCUUCAUGUCCGAUCUGAUGGUCGGCUUGGUUGUGAUGCCCCCGGCUAUGCUGAACCAGCUGUACGGAAGGUGGGUGCUGGACAGCGACUUCUGUUCAGUGUGGUCUUCCUUUGACGUGAUGUGUUGCAGCGCAUCCAUCCUGAAUUUGUGUGUGAUCAGCCUGGACAGAUACCUCCUCAUCACGUCUCCCCUGACCUACAAGCUCCGAAUGACUUCCAGCCGAGCCCUCUUUCUCAUCGUCACCACUUGGACUCUGGCCGGCCUGGCUUCGUUCCUGCCCAUCGAGAUGGGAUGGCAUGAAAUGGGCUUUGAGAACCAGGCUUUCAACUCCAGUCACGAGGUGGAAGUGCUCGGCGCUCAGUGCAGACUCCUGGUUAGCCUGCCCUAUGCUCUCAUUGUCUCCUGUCUCACCUUCUUCCUGCCCUCUGUAGCCAUUUCCUUCACCUACUGUCGGAUCCUGCUGGCUGCCCGGAGACAAGCUGUGCAAGUGGCCUCUCUGACCAGUAACGUGGUCACCACUUCUGAUGACCCCGCGCAGGUCGUUAGAGAUGGGAAUCCAUCAGCAGGAGACAGCGACGGUAGAAAAUUUACCACCAAACACAGUAAGAGGGCUUUGAAAGCCAGCCUGACUCUGGGAAUUUUACUGGGAAUGUUCUUUGUAGCCUGGCUGCCGUUCUUUGUGGCAAAUGUCACGCAGGCGGUUUGUGACUGCAUUCCAGCCUUGCUCUUUGAUGUGCUCACCUGGCUUGGUUACUGCAAUAGCACCAUGAACCCCAUCAUCUACCCUCUCUUCAUGCGAGACUUCAAACGGGCCAUUGCCAAGUCCGUGCCGUGUUCCCGGCGCUGGUGGGAGAGGCGGCCGCGCGUCGUCUCCUUCACUAUGAGAAACUCCUACAGUGGCCCGCGGUUGGGCCUGACUCUGGGGAACAUGUUGGUUCUUCAACCGGAAACGGAUUCGGUCGAAUCAGUUAACCAGACAAAUGAUCAGAUCCUGCUCCCGGGCGACCAACACAAGAUAACCGAGGUCGAGUGCAAGGACACCGCGGGGGUGGAUUCGCUGCAUCUCUUUGAUGUAGAGCAGACGGAUCAGGCAUUCCACAUAAACCAGCUGAACAGACCAAUGGACUAGAUUUACGUGCCUCUACAGAGUAACCAGAGAUGAGGUCGCCCUCAGGAAUGAGAGUGAGGAGGUAUUCAAUUGACUAGAGAUUGGCGGGUGGGGAGGGGGAGAGAGCGUCUCUUGUCCCGGAGAGCCAGCCCCUUCUGUGGACAGCAUUCAACUGGCCUGGAGUUACACCGCGCCCAAACUGAUGGGUUCAUCUGGGCCCUACUCCUAGAGGAACUCAUUCCAAGCGUGCAUAUGAACGGUAUCAGCGAUCGCUUGGAAAACUUGCAAAUCCACAGGCAUGAGGUGUCAUCAGCAGGAAGGACAACACGCAGGCCUGCAUAAACAUAACAUACUGGAAACAUGCAGAAAAAAUAUCAGGAAAGAUGGUGGAUUGCUGCUGAAAACACUGAGCAGGUCAGGCAGCAUCUCAGCGUCACGUGUGCCAAGUCAAUUACUUUUUUUAACAGAACUAUUUUGGGAUUUAACUCUUCAGACUAAUCUGGGUGUAAUACCUCAGUCUUUAGUACUUUGAUGCUGACAUAUGUUUGUGUGAGUGAAUUCUCUCUGUUUAUUCCCUGUGAUUGUAAACACACCUGUCCUUUG